AUGGCAACAGUAUCAUUUGGGGGUGAUAACCAUGCUCUCCAGGUUGGAGCAAACCAUGGCUCAAUUGAGUUCCAUAUGCCGAUAGAGCGACCGGAAACGCCACCUCGCCCGUUAUCAACAGUCCCAUUCCCGCGCGACCCAGAUUUUGUUAGCCGCGAUGCUCUCCUUGAUCAGAUCCGUGAGAAAAGCUCAGUUCCGGCAUCGAGAAUAGCGCUGAUUGGUCUCGGCGGUGCUGGGAAAUCGCAACUUGCAAUCGAAUACUCCUAUCAAGUCCGAUCAAAUUCGCCGGCAACAUGGGUCUUCUGGGUGCAUGCGAGCAACGAAGCCCGGUUCGAGCAAAGUUUCCGGGACAUUGCGGACCAGGUCAAAAUCUCAGGUCGCCAGAAUCCCAAAAAUAACAUCUUCAAACUGGUCGAGAACUGGCUCCGAGAUGAGAAGAUAGGGAAAUGGGUUUGCAUCCUUGAUAACGUCGACGACGAGAAGUUCCUUUGUUCGAUUCCAGUAGCAGGCAAGAGAGAAGACCUGACGAAGUCCUCGGCCAAACCACUAUUAGAAUACGUUCCAAGAAGUCAAAAUGGGUCUAUUAUCAUCACAAGCCGGGUGAGAGAAGUUGCGUUAAAGAUGGUCACUCAUAAGGACCUGAUUAGGGUUCAACCUAUGGAAAGGUCUGAAGCGCUAAAUCUUCUCCAAAGAAAGCUUGAUAACCCGGAAGAAAGCCAAGACUGCCAAAGCCAAGAUAGUCAAAGCCAAGAAAAUCGACAAUUAGUGGACGCACUAGAGUAUAUGCCUCUAGCGAUCGUACAGGCAGCUUGUUUUAUUCGGAAUCGGGCGCCUCGCUAUUCAGUGUCACAAUAUCUAAGAGAUUUCCGAGGGAGUGAUCGUGAAGCAAUAAAGCUUCUAAAAAAAGAGGCAACUUAUCUCCACCGGGACUGGGAAGCAAAGAAUUCAAUUCUGGUGACAUGGCAAAUGUCCUUCGACGCUAUACGCCAAACACGGGCAUCUGCAGCAGAGCUACUUUCUUUUAUGAGUUUUUUUGAUCGGCAAGGGAUACCAGAAGAUCUUAUCCGGCAUCAAUCCCAGGCUGACUACCUUUCGAACAACUCAAGUGAGGGAGAGACGUCUGAUUCUGAUACGGAACCCGAUUUUGAGGAUGAUAUCAUGAUACUAAAGAAUUAUUCAUUUAUAUCUUCUAGUAAGGGUAAUACUUUCUUUACGAUGCAUCGGCUAGUGCAGCUAACUACACACGCGUGGUUGAAAUCUCAUGGACAACGAGACCAAUGGAGAGAUAAAUUCAUUAGCACCCUUUAUGAAGAGUUUCCGACUGGUGAAUAUGAGAACUGGGAGAGAUGUAGGGAAUUAUUUCCCCAUAUGAAAUCCGCAAUAUUCCAGCGGCCAGCAUCAACUAUCUAUCAACAAAAAUGGGCUACGUUGCUUUACAGAGGUGCAUGGUAUACAUCAGAAAUCGGUAAUAUUACGGAUGCAAGAGAAAUGGCAUUGAAAUCAAGAGAUGAAAGAGUGAGAUUAUUUAACAAGGAGAAUAAAGAUGUCCUUGCUAGUAUAAGUAUGCUAGCAAUAGCAUUCAGACUCGAGGGUCAGUGGGAGAAGGCCGAGGAGCUCGAGGAGCAGGUGUUAAAGACUCGCAGGACAAAUCUCGGCACGGAUCAUCCCGACACGCUGGCGAGUAUGGCCAAUCUGGCGUCGAUAUACAGGAACCAGGGCCGAUGGAAAGAGGCCGAGCAGCUCAACAUGCAGGUGUUAGAGACUUGCAGGACAAAGCUCGGCACGGAUCAUCCCGACACACUAACGAGUAUGGCCAAUCUGGCGUCAACAUACAGGAAUCAGGGCCGAUGGGAGGAGGCCGAGCAGCUCGAGGUGCAGGUGUUAGAGACUUGCAGGACAAAGCUCGGCACGGAUCAUCCCGACACACUGAUAAGUAUGGCCAAUUUGGCGUCGACAUACAGAAAUCAGGGCCGAUGGGAGGAGGCCGAGCAGCUCGAGGUGCAGGUGUUAGAGACUUGCAGGACGAAGCUCGGCACAGAUCAUACCGACACACUGGCGAGUAUGGCCAAUCUGGCGUCGACAUACAGGAACCAGGGCCGAUGGGAUGAGGCCGAACAGCUCGAAGUACAGGUGUUAGAGACUCGUAAGACGAAGCUCGGCACAGAUCAUCCCGAAACACUGACAAGUAUGGCUAAUCUGGCGUCGACAUACUGGAACCAGGGCCGAUUGGAGAAGGCCGAGCAGCUCGAGGUGCAGGUGUUAGAGACUCGCAGGGCGAAGCUCGGCGUGGAUCAUCCCGACACACUGACAAGUAUGGCUAAUCUGGCGUCGACAUACUGGAACCAGGGCCGAUUGGAGAAGGCCGAACAGCUCGACGUGCAGGUGUUAGAGACUCGUAAGACGAAGCUCGGCGCAGAUCAUCCCGACACACUGAUUAGCAUGGCCAAUCUCGCUUUUACCUGGAAAACUUCAGGUCGCAUUGCCGAAGCCAUUAUUUUGCUGAGAAACUGCGUAGCCAAGCAGAAACAAAUACUUGGUUCGAACCAUCCACAGACUUUAUCUAGUUCUGAGACACUGCUUGAGUGGGAAAUGAAGACCUCAAUUUUGAAUCCCAAACAAGCUGAAUAG
Molecule: messenger RNA, 2628 nt
Organism: Penicillium taxi
Lineage: Eukaryota; Fungi; Ascomycota; Eurotiomycetes; Eurotiales; Aspergillaceae
Exons: 3
Coding region: 1-2628 (875 amino acids)
Cellular component (GO): kinesin complex
Molecular function (GO): protein binding; ADP binding
Source: RefSeq, a predicted model, not a curated record